AUGGAAGGUAAAAAGAAUCAAUCACAAAGUUUAAAACCGAUUGCUUUUAUAUCGGUUGUUUUUAGUACCUUUGCUAUAUGUUCAAUUUUGGUAAUAUUUCCAUUAAUUAUCAAUUAUAUUCAAACAUUGGAAUCAUUGGUUCAAAUAGAUCUCGAUUUUUGUCGCGCUCGAGCUCGAGAUAUGUGGAAGGAAAUUUUGGAUAUUGAAACUAAUGGACGUUAUGAUUCUGGAAAAUUGGCAGGUAUAGUGAUGGCGCAUCGAGAGGUGAAACGUGAUACGUUGGCGGAUUUUUGGAAACGAAGAUUACAUGAUCAAGAGCUUCGUGACGAACCAUAUCAAAAAUCGGAAUCGUUUAGGGAAAGCUAUGCAAGUGGAGAUUGUUGUACAUGCUCACAAGGACCACCUGGACCACCGGGAGCACGAGGUCGCGAUGGUGUACCUGGAAUAGACGGUGAAAUUGGCCAAAUUGGACCACCUGGGCCACCUGCACCUUACGAAGCGGACAUUCAUAGUCUAUUUCCGCCACAGUGCCCAUGCGAUUCACCACCCGGUGAACCUGGUCUCAAGGGACCACCCGGACCUGAUGGUCCACCAGGACCAUCUGGUCAAGAUGGCGAAGAUGGAAGACCCGGAGAUCAAGGACCUAGAGGUCCACCGGGGCAACCAGGUCAACCAGGGCAACCUGGAAGAAGUGGUUCACCCGGAGAACCAGGAGCAUAUAGAACGGAAGUUGGACCACCGGGUCGGCCAGGUGCCCCGGGACGUCCUGGACCACCAGGAUUAGUAGGACCACCAGGUGCAAACGGUGAUGAUGGUCCGGUCGGCGCAGUAGGUCCACCUGGUCUUCCUGGACAACCAGGACAACCAGGUCCAAGUGGGCGACCGGGAGUUCCUGGAUCACCUGGAGAACCUGGUGCACCUGGAAGUUGUGAGCACUGUCCACCAGCUCGUCUUGCUCCUGGCUAUUAA
This is a messenger RNA of Cercopithifilaria johnstoni, 969 nucleotides long. The record is from the annotation of a GenBank genome assembly. Lineage: Eukaryota; Metazoa; Nematoda; Chromadorea; Rhabditida; Onchocercidae.